Messenger RNA from Danaus chrysippus (African queen), 1572 nucleotides. Lineage: Eukaryota; Metazoa; Arthropoda; Insecta; Lepidoptera; Nymphalidae. The record is from the annotation of a GenBank genome assembly.
AUGUUAAACUUGUCUCCGUCGAGUUAUCGGAACAUUGAUGAUGGAGAGCGAACAGUGACGAGCAAGAAGGUCUACUCGAGAAGACCCUGGUAUGCGCCGCCUAUCGAUCCUAUAGAGAUUAUAAAGGAUCCUAUUGAACAGUAUAAUACAGGUUAUGAAAGUGACUACAAUUCUGAGCCAAGUGAAGAGUAUUAUGAGCAUGUGGAUAGUGAGCCAGUAAAUCCAAUUCAAGUCAAAGCUCUCGAUCAGGUGGAAUCUUCGGCAGCAAGCCCAAGAUACGAAACCGCUUCCACUGUCAGUACAGUUACGGAAUUCUCCAUUGCCAAUGCUAUAAAUUUAAGAGAAGCAGUGUUGGUAGCUCUAGGCGGUGCAAGUGCAGCGUUGGUGCUAUUAAUCGUGAUGGCAGGAGUUUUUUGCGCUCGUCGACGCAAAAACAGCCCAAGCCCAGCCCCAUCUCCACCAAUUUUGGUGUAUCCUCCUCAUGAUAUCGCUGCUUCGUGUUAUUUGACUAAGGAAGUCAACUUCUCGUUGCCAACCCUGCGCUCUUCCUCAUUGGGGGAGCUUCGUGACGUCAGUGUAUCGAGCCUGAAUAGUGACGUGCUCAUCCCUCCCACGUCCUACCAGUACCGCUCCAAUUCAUUCACAAACACUACUGAUCUUGGAGUAUUGGAUCCAUCUCUCUACAAAGCUGACUGUUUGGUAGAAGAUCAACUUUGGCCCGAAGGACAUGUGGGACGGGUGUGGUUUACCUUGAAAUAUGAAUCCGGCACUGAGAGGCUCCAAGUGCACAUUAUAAAGGCGAAGCAUCUACCUUCACGCACACCGGCUCUUGCAAAUGCAUGCGACCCCUAUAUUAGAAUUCAACUUAUGCCGGACGAACGGAGAGUUUUGCAGACGAAACAGAAAAAGAAGACCUGCAACCCAUUCUUCGACGAGACAUUCGUGUACCAAAUUCCACCUGGUAAAUUAGAAACGCUAACCCUGAAACUUUCGGUUCUGGACAUUGGAAGGGUUGGUAAAAACAAACAAUUGAUCGGCCAUAUCAUUCUACCACUGAGUGAGCUCGAAGGAGUGGCUCCGGACGAGGAACCACAACUUUAUAAAUUAGACGUUGAGAAGGAAGUACAAGAUCCAACAUCGGACUUGGGAGAAGUUCAAGUAUCUUUGCUGUACAAUGAAAACUUGAACCGGCUCACUGUCACUGUUAUAGAAGCACGAAGUCUAAAGCUGGAUCCGUCUUCAAGUAGACGGGAGGUGAUAGCUAGAGUGACUCAAGAAAGAGCAUGUCGGGGAGUAAGGGCUCGUAGAACGGCCGCUGUUGAAGUAUCUGAGGAGGGGAAUGCUUUGAUCUCCGAAUGUUUUCACUUUAGACUACGACCUGAUGAGUUGCACACUACCAGUGUUACGGUGCAGGCCCUACAACCUCACUCCGUAUAUGCCAAAGAUCGUCUUCUCGGUAAGUUUGUACUUGGAUCAUACAUGUUCACUAGAGGAAGAGCUCUACAACAUUGGAACUCGGCGAUAUCAAGCCCAAUGGAACAAGUGAAACAAUGGCACCCGCUCACAAACUAA